Messenger RNA from Nicotiana tabacum (common tobacco), 2401 nucleotides. Lineage: Eukaryota; Viridiplantae; Streptophyta; Magnoliopsida; Solanales; Solanaceae. The record is from RefSeq and is a predicted model, not a curated record.
GUCGAGAAUUCGAAAAAUGGUUUAGAGAGAAAGUUAAAAAUGUUGAAGUGCCCAAUCAUUUAAGGUGGCUAGCUAAAGGGCCUAAUACAGUGGCUAAAAGAUAUAGUGCCUAUUUCAUUAAUGGAUAUCGAUUUCAUACAAUAGAACGAGAUGCUCCAUGCUUGACUCAAAAUAAUGGAGUGACUUUGUCAGGAACAACAGAUAGUUUUGCUAGUGCUAGAAACUAAAAUCCCAUCGAUGGAACGGUUAUCUACUAUGGAGAUAUUCAGGAUAUAAUUGAAAUUGAUUAUUGGGACUGUUUUAGUGUUUUAGUGUUGUACUAUUUAGAUGUUAUUGGUUUCAUAAUGAAAUUGAUGGAUAUGGAUUAAUGCCGGUGUACUUCAACAAAAAAUGCAGCAUGGAUGACCCUUUUGUACUAGCAUCUCAAGUACAUCAAGUUUUUUAUGUGGAGGAUCCAAUUGAGAAAGAUGUUUAUUAUGCAAGAAAUAAAGUCCCUAUUGAUUUGUAUGAUUUGGAAGAAGAGAAUUGUCCUAAUAUUGGAGAAACGAUUCGGAGAGAGCCUAAUGAUGAUACCGGUUCAUCAAAUAUAUUACUCGACGUGGAUGCCAGAUGGUCGAGAGAAGAUAUACCUGCUAUAUCAUUGAUAUGCCUUCUCAAUCACAAGAUACAACUAUGGAAACAUUGGAAGAGGAGGAUGAGUAUAAUGAUAUUGAUUGGGAUUAGAUGGAGGCAGAUGAUUGAUAAAUGAUCUUUUGAAUUUCUUUAAAUAUAUAGUCGUCAUUGUUUUUUAGUUUUAUACCCGCAACUGUUACUGAUUGUAGAUUCAAGUAAUUUGCAUAAAGUUUCUCUUUCAAAUGUCAUGGGUCAAGAAGGGUCUUCAAGAAAAAAUAAAAAAGGAAAAAACUCAUCAUAUGUUCAAGCUGGAAGUUUAUCAUGUUUGGCAAAAAAAAGAGAAUAUCAUUGACAACAAAAGAAACCGUUCAAGCUAUACGGUCAGAGAAAGAUCAUCUGAUAAAACUAAUUGAAGAACAACCGAUAAUAGGAGAACGAUCUGAAGCAAAUAAACGACAUGUAGAGGAGCAAUUUGUAGAGGGGCACAUUGUAGAUAAGCAGAUGCAAAUAGAUUCUACCACUCCUACAGCUAAUGAACGAUCUGAAGAACAAGCUUCUGGUCCUGUAACUCCAAAUAAAAAAAGAGGCAGGACACAAAUGUGUAGUGUCCAUGGCCGAAAGACGCGUAAGGUGAUCACGCUUAACAAUUUGAAUCAGCCCAUUGGUCCUACUAAAGAAGAUGUAAGAGAGUUUGGUAGCUUCCUCGGUACACUGGCAAGGACUGCAACUCUUUGCCCGGGAUAUAAUGGAUUGGAGGAAAAUGGACACAAAAGACGAUUUAUGGACAUAUACUAAGUUGAAGUAUGAUAUUCCUGAUGCUGCAAAAACAUGGACUUUGUUUUCAAUUGGAAGUGCUUGGAGAAGGCAUAAAAAUCAACUGAAGAAAUAUUAUUAUGAUGCCUAUCAAAAUGAUGAAGUUCGAAUGACAAAAAGGCCCGAUUAUAUAACAGAAUAUCAGUUUAAAGAGCUCCUGAAAUAUUGGAGUUCUGAUAAACCACAGAGAUCAUCCGAAAUCCACAAGGAGAAUCGAAAAAAGUUGACGGAUCCAUACACUGCUGGCAAAACAAGUUUUGUUGUAAUCCGUAAUGAAUUGGAAAAAACAAAGGAACCUGUAUCACUUAAGGAGAUAUUUGUGGCCACAAGAGCAAGAAAACCUGGGCGUGUAUACAAGGACUCAGAUGAAAAUACAACUAGUAAAAUUGCUGAAAUGAAAAAAAUUGAAACACAACAAAGUGUAGAUGGCAGUCAGUCUGUUGAUGCAUUUUCAUCUGUCAUGGGUCCUGAACAUCCAGGACGUUUAAGAUUAUAUGGAUGAGGGGUUAUAAAGACUACUUUGAAAGGAAAAGUGGGUCAUUUCGUGCCGACUUCAAAUGCCACAAAUGAUACAGUGCAAGAAAUGCAAGAAAGGAUUCGAAAGAUGGAGGAACAAAAGAGAACUAUGCGACAAGAAAUUACUGCAGAUGUAAUUGCUCAACUUCAGCAUGCAGGAUUAAUUAAUCCAAACAUACUAGCAACAUUGUCUGUUUCGUCUCUAGGAGAAGCUACCUCUGCACCACAAGCUAUUAACAACUGAUCCGUCGACCAUCUACAGGUAGCAACAAUCAAGGUGGAGAACUUGAAGUAGGCGACCAAAGUGAUGAAGAUCUUACUUAGGAGUAUUAGGUUGAUUCAUGAUGAAACUAGAAAUAUUUUAUUUUUGUACACUUUGGAAACUUAUGUGUUUUAAUUCACUGGCAGAUAUUGUUAAAUGUUUUGCUUUUAUGGAUAUUACACCUAUUAUGGAUUCUGA